GAGAGUCGAAGUAUGUUGUUGAAAAAAGUGAUGGCCCGAUGGCUCUCUAGCUUUUCUCUUUUUAAAUUGUACCCUUAUUUAUACAUACAACUGAGUAGCUUAUAUUGUAGUAAUUAUAUACAUGUAUGUUUUGGUGUCACAGAUGGGACACAAUUGAUACUGGUAAACAACUGCAAGGAAAAUGUAUGGCCGGGUAUUCUUGGCAAUGCAGGUCAGGAUUCUCCUAAGGAGGGAGGCUUUCUCCUUCCAAGCGGAGAAGAGGCGGAGAUCCAAGUCCCAAGUGGUUGGUCAGGGAGGAUCUGGGGAAGACAAGGGUGCAUAUUCGAUGACAAAACAGGCAGAGGAAGUUGCGAAACCGGCGACUGCGCAGGCCUUUUACAAUGCAAAGGUAUAGGAGGAGCCCUUCCUGCAACGCUAGUGGAAAUGACGCUUGGAACCUCACAGAAUCCGCUGCAUUUCUAUGAUGUGAGUUUGGUUGACGGAUUUAACCUUCCGGUGUCAAUGAGGGCGGUGGGGGGAAGCGGAGAGUGUGGUGUUGCGGCGUGUGAGGCAGAUUUGAAUGGUGUGUGCCCUGUAGCGCUUGUAUUGGAGAGGAAUGGGAAGGUUGUGGGGUGCAAAAGUGCGUGUUUGGGUGCAAGAACCCACAGGUAUUGCUGCAGUGGGGAAUAUGCUAACCCGGACAAGUGCAAGCCCACACUCUUUGCUCGAAUCUUCAAGGCUGCUUGUCCACAGGCUUAUAGCUAUGCUUAUGAUCACUCUUCAGCCCUCAAGACUUGUAAGGCACCUCGCUAUUCCAUUACAUUUUGCCCUCCCAAACCGUAGCUAUCUGUUUUUACUUUGAUUAUGGUUGACGGUGUUGUCACAUCUGAAACUCUGCUUUUCUAUUAAGUGCUCAUGUUAUAAUAAUAAGUUCAAAUCAAAUGUUAGGAAUUUUUUACUCUCUCUCAUA
Arachis duranensis is the source of this 949-nucleotide messenger RNA. RefSeq names its product thaumatin-like protein. The transcript has a single exon. Bases 13 to 822 code for a protein of 269 amino acids. Gene Ontology annotation, biological process: defense response. Lineage: Eukaryota; Viridiplantae; Streptophyta; Magnoliopsida; Fabales; Fabaceae. Gene Ontology annotation, cellular component: extracellular region. The record is from RefSeq and is a predicted model, not a curated record.